Molecule: messenger RNA, 477 nt
Organism: Lottia gigantea (owl limpet)
Lineage: Eukaryota; Metazoa; Mollusca; Gastropoda; Lottiidae
Exons: 3
Coding region: 1-477 (158 amino acids)
Source: RefSeq, a predicted model, not a curated record
AUGGCUUUUGCUAUCCCAUUCGCGGCAUCAGCAGCCGUGGCAGCAGCGGCAAUACCACCAAAUAUCAAAGGUAGCAGAGCUGUAGUAUGUCCUCCAGGUGUGAGUCCCAUUACCUCGGAUGGUAUAACACCAUCCGGUUAUUUUGGUUUUAAGUUUACUUUUAUCUGUACUUACAUUGAUCAGCUGACUGACGAUGGUUAUUCGGGUGCUCUGUUGUGUAGUGAAGAUGGUACAUGGAUAGAUCAACCAGCUUGUCCAGGGGCAACGAUAGGAAUAUAUGUGAGUAAUACAGCUGGUACCGUUGUAACAGGUAUCUCUAUUCCCGAAUGCAUAUACUUAUGUAGAGAUAAUGCACAAUGUUUGACAUUAUCCUACUAUAAAAACGACUGCGUAUUAAUCAAUUUCAACUACACCACAUUAGAAGAUGUGUAUGGUAUUGUGUAUGAUAACGAUGGGUUACUUAUAACUGGUUUCUAA